Molecule: messenger RNA, 420 nt
Organism: Ilex paraguariensis (yerba mate)
Lineage: Eukaryota; Viridiplantae; Streptophyta; Magnoliopsida; Aquifoliales; Aquifoliaceae
Source: the annotation of a GenBank genome assembly
AUGGGGAGAGGAAAGAUUGUGAUCCAAAAGAUCAACAAUUCGACUAGCCGGCAAGUGACUUUCUCCAAGAGAAGAAACGGAUUGCUCAAGAAAGCUGAGGAGCUUUCAAUCCUUUGUGAUGCUGAAGUUGGGCUCAUAAUCUUCUCCAGCACUGGGAGGCUUCAUGAAUUUGCAAGCACUAGGAUGAAAUCUGUAAUUGGAAGAUACAAACAAUAUAAUGAGGAGCAUCAAUUGUUGAGUCCAACUUCUGAGGUCAAGCUUUGGCAAAGGGAAGCAGAAAGCUUGAGGCAACAGUUGCAGUACUUGCAAGAAAGCUACAGGCAAGUAUUGGGGGAAGAACUUUCUGGUUUAAGCGUGGAGGAACUUCAAAAUCUGGAAAACAAGUUGGAGACUAGUCUGACGGCAGUCCGGGUAAAAAAG